GGUUCGACUCCCAACCUCCAAGGCGUCAAGACUCCAGAUGAUGCUCCUACCCACUUUAAGUUGAAGCAUGCGCGGUAUCUGAACACUGGAUGGAUCGCUCGGUGUUGCUGACCAACGACUCUGCCACAAGCUUCUCGGCUUUGUGCUCUCUUCCCUCUUUCUCUCCUAUUGACCUUUCACAGCUUUUUGAUUGUUCUGUCUCUGUUGAUGCUUCUUUCUUCCGAGCAUCCCGACCUAACCUUCUGAUUCGAACAUGCUGCUCCGCCAGAUCUCACGAUCAAAAUGCUGUGACCAACCUCAUUGGAUCCAGCUCCAACCAUGGAAAAUCAACCCAAACCUGGUCAAUAAGAAGAGCAAGAAUAGCCCGGACCAGCUUCGUUCCCCAGCUGUUUUCGUCUAGCAGAAUAACUAGAUAUUGCGCCCCGGGGUUGGAAUUGCGGUUUAAUUUGGGGGGGCCAAGUACGUACUACACCUUGGCUUUUACCCAUACUAUCCGUGUUUUUCCGCGUAGGAACGUGAAGAGAACCACCAGCGCGGGCAUCAUCGAUCCUUUUACUCGAAUCUCAUCUAGACCACCUUACGGAGUACUCUUAGCGGUUGCAGCCUGUAAGUUAGUUAUGAGUAAGUUCACCUAGCUCCAUGAUUGGAGGCGGUGCUUGCCACACCAAAGCCAUUCUCAUCUCCGGUUGCGGCACCGUGGCCCGUCCGGAAAAGCUGGAGGAGUGUUGUUGUUCUGCUUCGUCACCGCCCAGUAAUUUGGCUUUGCCUUUUUUUUUUGCUCAUUGUUUGUUCAUACUAUGUAAAUUAUCCUCGCCGUCGGCUUAGGUUAGAGUUGAUCAACGAAUUUACAUAGUACCUUCGUGAGUGGAGGAUCGGAGAAGGUUU
Molecule: messenger RNA, 885 nt
Organism: Aspergillus aculeatinus CBS 121060
Lineage: Eukaryota; Fungi; Ascomycota; Eurotiomycetes; Eurotiales; Aspergillaceae
Exons: 2
Coding region: 90-635 (181 amino acids)
Source: RefSeq, a predicted model, not a curated record